CCGCCGUCACCAACAUCCCUCAACUCAACACUCAGCCUCAACUCUGAGGUUUUCCCUCAAAUAUCUCACCUCACCCUCAAGUCACCGUCACCAAAAAAAAUUGAGGGAUUUUCCUGAGGAAAUCCUCAAAUAUUUAAGGAUAGCUUCAUAGCAACCUUAAAAAUUUCCUCAAGCAAAUUUAACAUGGCUGGCAGACGUCGUAGACGACGUAGGUUUCGGAGAUAUCGCAAUCGACCGUCAAAAAGGGUGAUACGAGAUCGACUGAACCCCUUAGAAGCCUACACAGACGAUGAACUUUUUGACCGCUAUCGAUUUAGACAGGCUUCAGUCGUGUAUUUACUGGACUUGAUAGGUGGAACUUUGAUAGGUAGUACAAAAAACAAUGCCUUACCUCCGCUCUUACAGCUCUUCGUGUGUCUGAGGUUCUUUGCGACAGGCGCCUAUCAUAAACUGAUAGGUGAUAGCAUGAAUGUGUCUGAGUCAACUGUCGGUAGAUGCUGUAGAUCAGUCACUAAUGCCAUCCUUACUGUAAGACAACAAUUCAUUGUUUUCCCUAGAGACGAACAAGCACGGAAAACGAAGCAAGAGUUCAUCAAAAUUGCCGGAUUCCCGAACACACUGGGAUGCGUUGAUGGAACAUUCAUUAGAAUUAUGGCUCCAACUGAAAAUGAACCGGAUUUUGUGAAUAGAAAGGGAUUCCAUUCUUUGAAUGUACAGAUGGUUUGUGAUGCCAACUUCCGAUUCACGAGUGUGUGUGCCAGCUGGCCCGGUAGUGUCCAUGAUAGCAGGAUUUGGCGGGAAUCCUUCCUUUGUCGACAAUUCGAAAGAGGUAAACAACUUUAUUUAUAUUUUACUAAAAAAUAUUGA
Molecule: messenger RNA, 867 nt
Organism: Saccostrea cuccullata (small rock oyster)
Lineage: Eukaryota; Metazoa; Mollusca; Bivalvia; Ostreida; Ostreidae
Product: putative nuclease HARBI1
Exons: 3
Coding region: 184-867 (227 amino acids)
Source: RefSeq, a predicted model, not a curated record